Molecule: messenger RNA, 1490 nt
Organism: Linum trigynum
Lineage: Eukaryota; Viridiplantae; Streptophyta; Magnoliopsida; Malpighiales; Linaceae
Source: the annotation of a GenBank genome assembly
CAGUUCAGUUUACGAUCGCUCCAAUUUCCGGCCAUUAUAUUUACCGCGAAAAUAAACAGAAGGCCGACCGUGAUUAAAGCCAUACAAACGACUCCGAUCCCGGCGGUCCCGGAUUUUCACAGCCCGCCCUUAUUCCGCCAUUUAAUACCACCGCAAAGAAUCCUCCCAAAAAUCCCUUGCAUUUCUCGAAAUCAGAAUCCAAGAGUGAUUUUAGAACAGGGGAAGAAGUCCGGCAAUGGGCUCUCUUCCGCCAUCUCUCGAUCUUCCUUCCGAUCCCAAACACCGCCAGCAGCAGAUCGACGAAUCCACCCUCCUGGAUCUCUUCAAAGCCCAGCAGAACCACCUCAAUUACUUCUUUCGCCACCUCGAUCUCUCGCAGGCGCUCUCCUUCGCCCACACCCUCCUCAACUCUUCCGGCACCAUCUUCUUCUCCGGCGUCGGCAAGUCCGGCUUCGUCGCCAACAAGAUCUCGCAGACCCUCGUCUCCCUCGGCAUCCGCGCCUCCUUCCUCCACCCCGUCGACGCCCUCCACGGCGACAUCGGCGCCCUCUCCUCCCUCGACGUCCUCGUCCUCUUCAGCAAGUCUGGUAACACCGACGAGCUCCUCCGCCUGGUCCCCUGCGCCAGGGCCAAAGGUGCUCGCCUGGUGUCGGUGACUUCCGUCCAAGGGAACGCCCUGGCGUCUGUCUGCGAUAUGAAUGUACAUUUGCCGCUGGAGAGGGAGCUCUGCCCUUUUGAUUUGGCACCGGUAACCUCCACCGCGAUCCAGAUGGUGUUUGGGGAUACGGUGGCGAUCGCGCUUAUGGGAGCGAGGAAUUUGACCAAGGAGGAGUACGCGACUAACCAUCCUGCUGGCAGAAUCGGCAAGAGCUUGAUUUUCAAGGUGAAGGAUGUUAUGAAGAAGCAAAAUGAGCUGCCGGUGUGCAGGGAGGGAGAUCUGAUUAUGGACCAGCUGGUUGAGCUGACUAGUAAAGGCUGCGGUUGCCUUCUUGUCAUUGAUCCUGAUUAUCACCUUAUUGGGACGUUUACUGAUGGUGAUCUCCGGCGAACUCUCAAGGCUAGUGGGGAAGCCAUAUUCAAGCUUACAGUUGGGGAAAUGUGCAACAGGAAACCAAGAACAAUUGGUCCAGAUGCAAUGGCAGUGGAAGCAAUGAAGAAGAUGGAAUCACCACCAUCACCUGUACAGUUUUUGCCUGUGAUCAAUGAUCAGAAUGUUUUGAUUGGAAUCAUAACCCUCCAUGGACUAGUUUCAGCAGGUCUUUGAUCUCAACAGCUAUUAUUCCAGGCGGAGCCAUAUGUAGUUCCAUGUCAACAAUAGUGUUUUUCCUUCUGCAGAAGGAUGAUUAUCAUCAUUCCUUGUAGUCAUCAGUCAUCACUCAAGAUAGCGGCUGGGUGGGAUUUUGCAGAGGGGAUCUUCUUUUGCAUUCUUUCACGAUUGACAUCGAAACAAUGAAACUCCUUGUACUGUACCGUCGAUUUCUGUAAUAUAG